Maniola jurtina (meadow brown) is the source of this 2377-nucleotide messenger RNA. RefSeq names its product photoreceptor-specific nuclear receptor-like. Gene Ontology annotation, biological process: anatomical structure development; cell differentiation; regulation of transcription by RNA polymerase II. The transcript is spliced from 7 exons. The coding region runs from base 97 to 1689 and encodes 530 amino acids. The record is from RefSeq and is a predicted model, not a curated record. Lineage: Eukaryota; Metazoa; Arthropoda; Insecta; Lepidoptera; Nymphalidae. Gene Ontology annotation, molecular function: zinc ion binding; nuclear receptor activity; RNA polymerase II cis-regulatory region sequence-specific DNA binding.
GUGUAACAGAAGGCUAUUGGAAGCGUACCUUGGUUGGCAUAUCGUGGUGUCAGAUUGCGUUCAAAAUAACACAAUAAGCUUUGACGGUCAAUUUUUAUGCGUGUAUUUAGAAUGAACUUGAAGAUGGAAGGGAAGCCCGAAGUCCUAUGUCGGGUGUGUGGCGACAAAGCUUCUGGAAAGCAUUAUGGGGUACCCUCGUGCGAUGGCUGCAGAGGAUUCUUUAAACGAAGCAUAAGACGGAAUCUUGACUAUGUCUGCAAAGAAAAUGGAAGAUGCGUGGUGGACGUAAGCAGACGGAACCAAUGUCAAGCAUGCCGCUUCUCAAAGUGCUUACGCGUCAACAUGAAGAAAGAUGCAGUUCAACACGAGCGCGCCCCGCGACCACUCGUCAAUCAGCAUCAGCUGGCUCUUCAAAAACUGGGCUAUAGUUUAACACGACAGCCUUCAUUCUUACCGGCAACCAGCCCCGUUGCUCUCUCUACCUUACCCCCUUAUCCCUACACCGCGCUGUCCGAUAGAAUGCACAACUCCUUUUUGGAAAACGCUCCCUUCACCAACUUUUCGACAGCCCAGGAAUCAAUGGAUGUCUCUCACCUAGGACUGCUUAGUGGUUCAAGCGCACUUAGUGCCUUCAAUCCAUUUAAGAUUCCACUUUUCCCUACCCCUUUACACUAUCCUGUUCCGGGGUAUCUGUCGACGAAUAUGUUUUACCCUCCAAUUAUGAGCCCCGACAAUAUGGCGUGUGGUGAUCCACAAAAAACAAUUCCAAACAGCUUGAACUAUUCAAGAUAUCCAUUUCCUUACCAUAGCAAUCUGUCUGUGAAACCGGACCCUCAACUUUCGGAGAAACAAAAAGAAGAUGAGGUAUCUAGUUCUGAGGAAGCGUGCAAAAUUGAUACUUGCAAGGAAGACUCAAAUUACAGCUUCCAUGAGCAGUCCUCGAGCCAUUUUGAACCAUCAAUGCCUUAUGCUACAAAAAAAUUUGAGAAACAACAACAUGCACCGAAUUUGAACAAAAAUGAUUUCAAUUUGAUCAACCAGUCAAGAGAGGAAAUAAAAGCUGAAACGACAAUGAAACGUGAUUUUAAUAUGGGCUACAAGAUAAAACUACAAAAAUCUGUUUUCUCGGAUAUAGAAUUAUACGAUUCUGCCUCUAAAUUGUUGGUAGCCACGAUAAAAUGGUUACACACCGUCGCAUCAUUCGAACAAAUGUCUCAUAGUGAACAAACCUGCUUGCUUCACAGCAAUUGGAAAGAACUAUUCAUAAUGCAUGCUGCACAGUGCUCUUAUUACUUUGAUGAAGAUCACGUAUCAUCGGUUAUCGCUUCUAAGCGCCCAAGUGUCAAGGAGGAACUGAGAAAACUGACAACACUUCUCAAGAAGAUUGCACUGUGUAGAUUAGAUAAAACUGAAUUCGAUUGCCUAAAGACAUCGCUAUUAUUUCGGACAGAUACCCUAGACAUUGGAAGACAAACCCAAAUGGAGGUCUACCAGGAAAAGACGUUAAUGCAACUGCAGCGGCAUUGCUCCGCGAAGGAUACCAGCAGAUUCGGAAAACUCUUGCUACUCUUGCCCAGCGUGUGUUUCGUAGCGAAUCGAGGGUAUCUGGAACACCUCUUGUUCUCCACGUCUUUGACUGAAGAUAUCAACGCAACCAUAUCUCGGAUAUAUACUUACACCUCCAUGUGAAUAGUGUUAUUACUAUUACCUAUUUUUCUUUAACGUAAUGGAACCUCAAGUAAGCUAAGCCCUUUCCCACUUCAGGAUAGGGACAAUAUAGCGAGAUUCCAGAAGCAAAAAUCUAAUCAAUCAAUCAAAGCGCAAGUAAUUUUUGCGUAAUAAGUAAUGGUGCGCUCCUAUUCCAAAAUGUCACAUUUUUGCGUAAUCCACGUUCGAAAUUCACUGGAUUUAACUUCUAGAAAAAAUACUUGAGUCGAUAUUGUAAAGUUGAUUUCAAACUACGGAAAAUAAUAUAAUAUUUAAAGUAUCGCUCACCCUACUUUUAAAUGUCACUGUUCACACUGUGAUGUAAUAAUAUUUCAUCUAAGUAAGUGUGAACAGUUACAUUUAAAAGCAGGGUGAGCGAUAUUUAUACAUUAUAUUAUAUUUCCGUAGUUUGAAGGCAACUUCUAGUUAACUUCGCAUAUCAUGUGAACUACAUAUUAUGUAGAUGCCUAUAAAUUAUGAAUAUUUGUUUAUUGAAUAAUACAGAAAAUUAAGUUAAGGCAUUUCUACAUAAUAUAUUUACGAACUGUUUUUUCUUUUGUUUUAUUUUAAUUAUACAUACCUAUUAUAUUAUUUUUAUCUAGAAGAACUAGACGAGUUAUAGAAUAUGAAGUUAUCUUAUAGUAUAAAUUCCAUACAGUAAAAAUUAUAA